This is a messenger RNA of Pseudo-nitzschia multistriata, 2199 nucleotides long. NCBI's taxonomy places the organism in Eukaryota, Bacillariophyta, Bacillariophyceae, Bacillariales, Bacillariaceae. The record is from the annotation of a GenBank genome assembly.
AGGCAGGGGUCAUGCUGAUACGGUAGGUACGUACGAUACGAACGCCCUUCAUACCAUCAAAAGAAGCGCGCGCGACUUCUAAACACCAUUGAAAAUGUCGCGGUCUGGUGAUCAAAAAUCCAUCUCUCGUCGACUACGAGGUCGAUCUAUCAUCAAAAUCCUCUUGCAAAACCUCUUCGAUUCGAUUCUUCUUGAUGCCAAAACUAAAAUUCCGUUUUGUGUGUUGCAACAGCGACAGAGAGGACGCGCUCCCGUACACCGCCCCGCCCCCCCCCCCAACACCCAUUGUUACGCCUUCAUUGAACGAGCCAUAGAUAGAUAGACAACCAUGAAGAUAGAAACCGUAUCAUCUUCGGCCAACGGAUCUGCUGCUGCCGGCAGCCGAAUAUCCGCCCACACCCACAUCUCGGGUCUGGGAUUGGACGAGAACGGAGACGCCAUCGUGCCGAUGGCGGAAGACGCGCAAGGAAGCGGAGCCGUGGCUGUAAACACAUCGGGUCUCAUCGGCCAGGUUGCGGCACGAGAGGCGCUGGGUGUCGUUUCGGAUCUGGUUCAUUCCCAGCGGCUGGCCGGACGGGCGUUGUUGCUGGUGGGCCCACCCGGUACGUAACAAACGCAUCGCACGCUGCCGGAUCGGCAGGACUCUCCAGAACGCUAACGCCGAUGCUUGCUUUGAAAAAACGAGGCAUAUCGAAACCCAACAAAAAGAGGGAUCUAUGCACAGAACGAAACUGACCCACCUUGUUUUUGUACCGAUUUGCCAAAUGGCGGGUGAUUGAUMCACAUCCACAUCCACGACAACGAACACCGCGCCUGGAUCAGGCACCGGCAAGACGGCACUGGCCAUGGCUUUGGCCCAAGAAGUCGGUUCGAAUCAAUCGAACAAGCUUCCGUUCUGCCACAUGGUAGCCUCCCAAGUAUUUUCACGAGAGGUGAAGAAAACCGAGGUCAUCAUGGAGCACUUCCGAAAGGCCAUCGGGUUGCGGAUCCAGGAACGGAAGGAAGUUUACGAGGGGGAGGUGACCGAACUGGUACGCAACGCAACGCAACGCACGGCAACAGGCCAUGCUGGCAAUCCAGUGCUCUCCGUGUUUGCGAUUUAUAAUGCGCGGGUCUGGUCUUGCUCAACAACAAAUUUCGUUCUGCCUUUCAUUCGUUUUGUCGCUGGUUCUUUCGUUCCAACAACACAGACCGUCGAAGAAACGGAAGAUCCGCUGGGAGGAUACGGCCGAACCAUUUCGCACGUCAUACUGGGCCUGAAAACGGCAAAGGGGAGCAAGACGCUCAAGCUCGAUCCCACGAUUCACGACUCGUUGUCCAAGGAGGGGGUAGCCGUGGGCGACGUGAUCUACAUCGAGGCCAACAGCGGAGCCGUCAAGCGGGUGGGGCGGUCCGAUUCGUUUGCCACCGAGUUCGAUCUCGAGGCCGAGGAAUACGUGCCGAUUCCGAAGGGCGACGUCCACAAGCAAAAGACGGUGAUCCAGGACGUGACGCUGCACGACCUGGACAUGGCCAACGCCCAUCCGUCCUCCGGCGGGGGUUCUUCCAGCCAGCGGGACGUGCUGGGGCUCCUGCGGAGCAUGGGAAAGCCAAAAAAGACGGAGAUCACCGACAAGCUGCGGGCCGAGAUCAACAAGAUCGUCGAGCAGUACAUCAACCAGGGGAUCGCCGAGCUCGUCCCGGGCGUUUUGUUCGUCGACGAGGUCCACAUGCUCGACAUGGAAUGCUUUACCUACCUGAACCGGUCGCUGGAAUCGCCCAUCGCCCCGAUCGUCGUGUUUGCCACCAAUCGCGGGGUGACCACCAUCCGGGGAACGGAGCCGAGCGGCAUCAAGGCGCCGCACGGAAUCCCCCUCGACGUCCUGGACCGCAUGCUGAUCGUCCCUACGCUUCCCUACUCGGUGCAGGAGAUGAUUUCCAUAUGCCAGAUCCGUGCCAGGACCGAGAAGCUGGACCUGACCCCGGACGCCUUUCGCCUGCUGGGAGCGAUUGGCGAAAAAGCGAGCCUGCGGUACGCGAUCCAGCUCCUGACGCCGGCCAAGCUGGUGGCCGAAACCCAGGGCCGGACCCAGAUCGUUCCGGAGGACAUCUCGCAGGUGGACGAGCUGUUCCUGGAUGGCAAGGCCAGUGCGCAAAUGCUGCUGUCCAACGACAGCAUCGGGCUAAUGAGCUAAUGGAUGCGAGGUUUCAACGGAAUGG